This is a messenger RNA of Acipenser ruthenus (sterlet), 4777 nucleotides long. Its product is annotated as neutral cholesterol ester hydrolase 1-like. Gene Ontology annotation, cellular component: membrane. Gene Ontology annotation, molecular function: carboxylic ester hydrolase activity. The transcript is spliced from 5 exons. Bases 93 to 1319 code for a protein of 408 amino acids. The record is from RefSeq and is a predicted model, not a curated record. NCBI's taxonomy places the organism in Eukaryota, Metazoa, Chordata, Actinopteri, Acipenseriformes, Acipenseridae.
UACCAGUUGAAAUCGACUUCCUCGAAAUUGCUUAUUUUAAUUUUGCAGCAGCGGGUUGACCAUUGUGUUUGCGGCAGCUGUAACAAUCAGCAAUGAAGUCGACUCUGUGUGUUGUUGUUUUCUGUUCUGUUCUCGCAGCGUAUUACAUCUACAUUCCGCUGCCGCAUACAAUCUCAGAACCUUGGAAACUCAUGAUGCUGGAUGCGACAUUCCGGGGUGUGCAGCAUUUGGGUAACCUGGCACACAGUCUGGGGCUGAGCCACCACAUCAAGGUACUCAAUUUUGCGGUGACAUUUUUUGGAAUGCUCAGUCCCACGUCCAGUGAAGGGGUCAGAGUGACGGACACCGUGUUUGAUGGGGUGCAGGUCAGGGUGUUUGAAGCUACCAGGGGGAGCAACAGUGAAUUAAAGAGAAGUGUUGUUUACAUACACGGAGGAGGAUGGUCCCUAGGCAGUGCAAGGAUGCAGUCCUAUGAUUAUCUUUGCAGGAAAAUGGCAGAAGAUCUGAAUGCUGUUGUUGUUUCUGUUGAUUACAGAUUGGCCCCAGAGGUGCAUUUCCCAGAGCAGUACAAUGAUGCUUAUCUUGCCACCAAACAAUUUCUACUUCCAGAGGUGCUGGCUAAAUAUUCAGUGGACCCCAAUAGAGUGGCUGUGUCUGGAGACAGUGCAGGAGGGAACCUGGCCGCUGCUGUGUCUCAACAGCUUGCUCUGGACAGCAGUGUCACCAAUAAACCCAAGCUUCAGUCUUUAAUCUACCCGGUGCUCCAAGCCCUGGAUUUCAACACUCCCUCCUACCAGCAGAAUAGAGAUGUACCUAUCCUUUACCGUCCACUCAUGAUCAAAUUCUGGCUAGAAUACCUGAAUGGGGACCCAAGCUUUAUCCACUCAUUGUUGGUCAAUAACCACACCUCCUUGGACCUUAGCCAAGUCGCCACUAGCCGUGAAAAAGUCAACUGGACCUUGCUCUUGCCAUCCACAUUAAAGAAGCAUUACAAGCCGGUAGUCCAGGCCACGGGAACCCCCAAGGUCAUCCAGGAGGUUCCUGCUCUGCUGGAUGUCAGAGCCGCACCCCUGAUUGCUGACGAGGACGUCCUUAAACUGCUGCCCCAGACGUACGUCCUGACUUGUGAACAUGAUGUCUUGAGGGAUGACGGGAUCAUGUAUGCCAGGCGCCUAGAGCAAGCUGGAAUCCGCGUGACCCAUGACCAUUAUGAAGAUGGGUUUCACGGCUGCAUGAUAUUUGGAAUAUGGCCCACUUACUUUUCCGUUGGCAUUCGGACCAUGCACAACUACAUCAAGUGGCUAGACCAAAAUCUGUAGAGCGGCUGACAUGAGUGGCUGGCUGGCUGGGAUUAAAAAAAAAACCUUUUAAUGCAUCCGUUUCUGUGUUAAAAUUGAGUUACAGUACUAAUCCUUGCAACAUCGCAAUGCAAGUAUGAUUUUUGUAGAUCAAAGUCUGGCAUAGAGCUGACUGUUCCAUUGCUUUGACUACCUCCAGUUACAGUUUUCUGCACAGCCAACAUUCCAUUACUGGCAUUGUUUCUGUUUCAAAUUAAACAAGUCGGCAAUUCUGAUCUCGUUAAUCAGAACAUUUCUGCUUCUACAGCUAUGGUCAAAAGUUUCGCAUCAUCUAGAAUUUUAGGAUUGAGACAUUAAUUAAUUAACAAAAAACUAUUAAUAUAAUUUAGAUCUUUUAUUUAACAUCACGUAAUCAAAGAAACUUACCAAAUUAUAUCGCAAAAGUCUACUGGAAGCCAUAAAAGUAGUACAGUAUUUCAUGUUAGAUUUGGAAAUGUCACAUUUUUUUAUUUGUCAGUUUUUUCUUUUAAGUACAGCCCACCUCAGUUAACUUGACAUCCCACAGGGAUGCUGUUUAGUGUUUUUUUUCUUAUCCGAGGUGUCGAGUUAAACACGGGUGCACAUGAGCCAUGGCUUUAACAUGUAUGUAACUAACAGAACUCGCACAUUUGCAGUAUUUGCAAGUUUUUAUUAGUUAAAUGUCCUUCUGAAAACAGUUGAAAGAACUGUAGUGAAUGAAUCAAUUACAGUAUACAGUGCUGUACAAACUCUGUACAACUCGUAUAGUUCGAUUUGAAAUACAAAUUAAUAAAAUAACUACAGUGGUAUUUUUAUGUAAUCAAUCCAACCACAAACUGCACAAACUGUUGACUAUACUUUGUUAUUGGCUUGUACCGUCUAAUUUGAUAUAGCAAAAGUUAACACAUGUACGUUAUACAGAAUUAACUCAGUGAACAAAAACAGUAAUAAACAACACGUGCAAAAACACAUGCUUUUUAAAUUUCUGCUGCCAAGCUUGUUAUCCUGAAUAACCUGAGCUUUAAAAGCCAAUUACAAGAGAACUAAUUUUUCGCUUCACUCAUGGUGAACUGACACUAACCAGCUAUGAAUGAAUGAUCCAUUUCCAGGUCGGAGGUCAGUCACGUGAAACGACAGUGUCAAGUUAUCCACUAGUCUUUUUUUAAUAGUUUUUAUCCCUUUGGUACCGGUAAUAAGUGUUGAGUUACAAGUAAAAGUGUGGUGUCGAAUUAAAACAUUAGGGGGCAGGACAAGUUAACCGAGAUUGACUGUAUAUGGAUAAAUACAGGCUGAUGCAACAUUUUUGGCCUUGGGUGUACACUGAAUCAACUCGUUUUUAGUUAAACUAUUAGAUUCAUUAAUAAUAAUGUCAAAAUAGAUAGCUUUAGUUUUUACCAUGUCUAGCUUUUUAUUAUGGAUAGGUGUUACCGAUCAAUAUUUAAAUCAACAGAUCAUAUUCUUUUUUUUUUCUUUUUUUUGAUCUACUUAGUUCAAUAGAAUAUUUGAUUGAGAAUGCAAAAUGUCAAAUUCUUGUAUCAUGCUUCGUUUUGAACAUUGAAAACUAAAAUUCCUAAAUCAAAACUGGAGAUAGAUAGAUAGAUAUAAAAAAAUAUAUAUGAUUGCCCUACACAAGUCAAACAAGCACCUAGUACAAUGGCAUAUGAAUGGGGCAGUGUGUUUUAGUGGGUUAUAUAUUUAUGUGCUGUAUAUGAAUAUAAAAAAUAAUUGUACAAUCCUGAAUAUUAGAGUACAUAAGCAUUUAUAACAUCUACUGAAAUAUUGUGAGAUCUUAAAUUCUAGUUUAUUUGUUUUGUUCUGUUUAAGGGAUGCAAUGCUGCUGUAUUCAGUAACUUUCUGUUUGUAGCAUAUCAUAAAUCAACAGGCAAGACCACUAUUCUGUUGAGUGUUGAGAACAUGGUCUAUUGCAAAGUAGUAUUGCUUAUUUAUUCAGUCGAUUCCAUUGGAUAACUGGUUCUUCUCUCUCAUACUUUCAAUUUCGGGAGCUGUGUUUGCACUAUGGUGUCUUUAGGAAUAGAUCAAUAAUGAGUAUUUCUGUACACCUUUAAGCACCAGAUCCAACGUAAGCAGUUCACUGUAGUACAGAAAUGAAUGUUUAAUGGCUGUUUCCGAGGAUCUUGGAUGGGUUUCUGAACCAUUGGACACAGCAUUGUAUACUUGAUGUAUUCUGCCGAUUGCUACGGCACUUUGUACACUGUGUUCCGAUAAGUAAUACAUGUGUUCUGUAUGUGCAAUAUAUGGGUAUGCGUGUUUGUAUUUUACUCCAAUCGUCAAACAGAUAUCCAUUUUCAGCUUUAGAUAAACAUUCAGCUGAAAAAUAAAACACAAGGAGGAAUUGUUAAUGGAUCUUUUAUUUCAGUAUGUGAGACUGUGUUAAAUCGGACAGGUAGCAUCCUAGGCAAUCCUGAUUUAGGCAAUCUUUCAGUUCAGUUUUUUCAUAGCUUCAAAUGAACUAUUGGUUUUCUUAGUCAUUUUUCUGUAAUUUGGUCUUGAAAUAGUUUUUUAAAAAAAUGCCCCACCUCAGAUGAAACUUUUAUUUAUGUGCUCCAAAUCUAAUGAUUUUAAUUAUUUUCAGUUUGCAGUUGUGUUGUGACCUAAGUGAAUGUAUGCAUGUAUAGGAGGCUGUGUGGUCCAGUGGUUAAAGAAAAGGGGCUUGUAACCCGGAGGUCUCUGGUUCAAAUCCCACCUCAGCCACUGACUCAUUGUGUGACCCUGAGUAAGUCACUGAACCUCCUUGUUCUCCGUCUUUUGGGUGAGACGUAAUUGUAAGUGACUCUGCAGCUGAUGCAUAGUUCACACACCCUAGUCUCUGUAAGUCGCCUUGGAUAAAGGCGUCUGCUAAAUAAAUAAACAAAUAAUAAUAUUGUAAUGUACAUUUGGGCAACCACUUCUAAUUGGGGUUAAAUACUUUUAAAGUGUUUAACUAAACAGUGUUAACUGUUUAGUGCACUACUGCAUUAGCUUCAUGAAAAAAUGAUCUAAAUGUACAAUGUAUACAAAAUAAGUCAAUACUUCUGAAAUUGAGUGGUUUUUUUUGGGGGGGGGUGAUAUAUAGAUAUGGUCAGGCUGUUUAGGAUGUUCUCUGUUAAAUUGGCUAUCUGCAACACACAGUGAAAUUAUCAGAAUGUAUUCCUCUUUCGAUAAACAUAUUUUACACUGGGGGAAAAAAAGUGUAAAAUGUGUUUCCUGCCUGACCUAUUGGACACCCUGUGUGUACAUAAAUAUUAGAAUACUUAUUUUGUGAAAUAUAUUGUUUGACUGUUGAUUACCUAUUUAGUUCUCUAACAAAUCUCAAGAUUUCCCUUUCUCCAAAUAGUUUUAUGUGAAGUUUCCUGUGUGGUAACCCCCCCCCAGUUAUAUUCAGUUAAUGUUACUGUUCUGUAACAGGUUGUGUGUAAAGUUGUACUUUAUAUGUGUCUUCAAUUAAACCUUCUAACUGUGAA